Hemibagrus wyckioides is the source of this 13941-nucleotide messenger RNA. RefSeq names its product ankyrin 2b, neuronal (gene ank2b). The transcript has 51 exons. Gene Ontology annotation, molecular function: protein binding. The coding region runs from base 524 to 11443 and encodes 3639 amino acids. Gene Ontology annotation, cellular component: T-tubule. NCBI's taxonomy places the organism in Eukaryota, Metazoa, Chordata, Actinopteri, Siluriformes, Bagridae. Gene Ontology annotation, biological process: signal transduction; protein localization to T-tubule; regulation of cardiac muscle contraction. The record is from RefSeq and is a predicted model, not a curated record.
GUAGUGCUAAAGCAGCGCAGUGUAGCCACAGAGGGAUGGGUCACCCCAUCGUUCUGCCUCUCUCGGGAUUACUUAUUGAGCUUUUCCCAUCUCUGUACACCUUCCUUUAUCUCACACAUUUGGCGUCACUUAUUUUACGUUGUUACCCAGAGAGACAAGACUGAUCUGGAGUAGUCUAUUCAGAGAGCUGUCGUGGGAGGACUACAGCUUCUCUCUCUCUCUCUCUCGUUCUCUGGUUUACUUCUGAUCUUAUCCUAUACCCCUCCCUUCUUGCAUUGUUUCUUUCACAUACACUCCGUCACCUGUGCUGGAUGCUGUUACCCCGAGUGAGGAGGAUGAUCUUGAGUCUGGACUAGUCUAUUCAGGGAGCUCUUGUGUCUGUUUCAUUCUCUCUGCGCUUUUUGCAAAGAGAGCAGGUGGUCCAUCUCUGCCCUUGGGCAGAUAAGUCACCUGCUGUUACCAACCGGGCUCCUCUCGUCUCACCUCAUAUUUUUCUUCUUCUUGUGGAGAACGUGUGUCCAUUAUGGCGCACGCCGCGGCGCACCUCAAAAAGGCCCGGCUGGAGAUGGACCAGCCCGACACGAAGGCACUGGAGAAAGCUCGUGAGAGAAGGAGACGCUCACGAGAACGGGCUGAGCGCAAACGCAAGUCGGACAGCAACACCAGUUUCUUACGGGCUGCGAGAGCUGGAAACAUUGACAAGGUUCUGGAGUAUCUUAAGGGCGGUGUGGACAUCGGCACUUGCAAUCAGAAUGGACUCAAUGCUCUGCACCUGGCAGCUAAGGAGGGGCACAUGGAUCUUGUCCAGGAGCUACUGGAUAGAGGUGCCGCAGUGGACGCUGCAACGAAGAAAGGAAACACAGCUCUCCACAUUGCCUCUCUAGCAGGUCAGGGGGAUGUGGUGAAGAUCCUGGUCAAACGUGGAGCGGACAUCAAUUCACAAUCACAAAAUGGCUUCACUCCUUUAUACAUGGCUGCCCAAGAGAACCAUUUGGAUGUGGUUCGCUAUCUUCUGGAGAAUGGAGGAAAUCAGAGCACAGCGACAGAGGAUGGCUUCACCCCUUUGGCCAUUGCGCUACAGCAGGGCCAUAAUCAGGUUGUCUCCAUACUCCUGGAGAAUGACACUAAGGGGAAGGUUCGUCUCCCCGCCCUGCAUAUUGCUGCCCGUAAGGAUGACACGAAAUCUGCUGCCCUGCUGCUCCAGAAUGACCACAACGCAGAUGUCCAGUCUAAGAUGAUGGUCAAUAGAACUACUGAGAGCGGAUUUACACCACUGCACAUCGCAGCUCACUAUGGGAAUGUGAAUGUAGCGACGCUACUACUAAAUCGAGGCGCUGCGGUGGAUUUUACUGCAAGGAAUGGAAUCACACCAUUACACGUGGCAUCGAAGAGGGGAAAUACAAACAUGGUCCGGCUGCUGUUGGACAGAGGAGCCAAGAUUGAUGCUAAAACAAGGGAUGGCCUCACACCUCUGCACUGUGCGGCAAGGAGUGGACAUGACACAGCAGUGGAGCUCUUGCUGGAAAGAGGAGCUCCCAUUCUGGCCAGAACCAAGAAUGGCCUGUCUCCACUCCACAUGGCAGCUCAGGGUGACCAUGUCGAUUGUGUUAAACACCUGCUGCAGCACAAGGCGCCGGUGGAUGAUGUCACGCUGGACUACCUGACCGCACUCCAUGUUGCCGCUCACUGUGGCCACUACAGAGUCACGAAGCUUCUGCUUGACAAAAGGGCCAAUCCCAAUGCUCGGGCUCUGAACGGCUUCACACCUCUUCAUAUCGCCUGUAAGAAGAACCGAGUGAAGGUGAUGGAGCUUCUUGUCAAGUAUGGAGCUUCCAUUCAAGCCAUCACUGAGUCUGGCCUCACCCCUAUACAUGUGGCAGCUUUCAUGGGCCACCUCAGCAUUGUUCUCCUGCUACUUCAGAAUGGAGCUUCUCCUGAUGUCAGCAACAUACGUGGAGAGACAGCGCUGCAUAUGGCUGCUCGAGCUGGCCAGGUGGAAGUGGUGCGCUGCCUACUGAGAAAUGGUGCAAUGGUAGACGCAAGAGCCAGAGAGGACCAGACUCCACUCCACAUCGCCUCUCGGUUGGGGAAAACAGAGAUUGUCCAGCUGCUGCUGCAGCAUAUGGCACAUCCAGAUGCAUCUACAACCAACGGCUACACACCUCUGCACAUCUCUGCCCGUGAGGGACAGCUGGACGUAGCGUCAGUACUGCUUGAGGCUGGAGCUUCUCAUUCCCUUCCAACUAAGAAAGGAUUUACUCCCUUACACGUUGCAUCUAAGUAUGGAAGCCUUGAUGUGGCCAAGCUCCUGCUGCAACGUCGAGCCCCUCCAGAUGCAUCUGGGAAAAACGGUCUCACGCCUCUCCAUGUCGCUGCACAUUAUGAUAACCAGAAGGUGGCACUGCUGCUUUUGGACAAAGGGGCUUCACCCCACGCCACAGCCAAGAACGGAUAUACUCCCCUCCACAUAGCUGCAAAGAAGAACCAGAUGGAUAUUGCCACUACUCUAUUGCAGUAUGGUGCAGAAACCAACAUCCUGACCAAGCAGGGGGUGACGCCGCUUCACCUGGCCUCUCAGGAGGGCCACAGUGACAUGGCGGCUCUGCUGCUGGAGAAAGGGGCCCACAUUAAUGUGCCCACUAAGAGUGGCCUUACAGCUCUUCAUCUGGCUGCCCAGGAAGAUAAAGUCAGUGUUGCUGAAAUCUUAGUUAAAAACAAUGCCAACCUCGACCAGCAAACUAAAUUGGGUUACACACCACUAAUCGUCGCCUGCCACUACGGAAAUAGCAAGAUGGUCAACUUCCUUCUAAAAAAUAACGCCAGUGUCAAUGCCAAGACGAAGAAUGGAUAUACACCUCUACACCAAGCAGCUCAACAGGGCAACACACACAUUAUCAACAUUCUGCUGCAAUACGGAGCCAAACCCAAUGCUACCACUGCGAAUGGAAACACAGCCCUUGCCAUCGCUCGUCGCCUGGGUUACAUAUCAGUGGUAGACACAUUAAAAGUGGUUACAGAGGAGGUCAUUACUACGACAACCACGGUGACUGAGAAACACAAACUAAACGUGCCAGAGACCAUGACUGAGGUCCUUGAUGUGUCUGAUGAGGAAGGUGAGGAUACUAUGACGGGUGAUGGAGGAGAAUAUCUGAGAGCAGAGGACCUGAGGGAGCUGGGAGACGAUUCUCUGCCUGGGCAAUACUUGGAUGGCAUGAAUUACCUGAGAUUCAGUCUAGAAGGCAGCCGGUCCGAAAGUCGGUUCCAAAGUAUGGACAGGUCCUACAUGUCUAAUCGUUAUGGCUAUUACUCCCCAAAGCAUGAUGGGAUGUUGGAUGACACUAUCCACAGUUACCAGGUGUCAUCCCUUGCUAAUGAGAAGGACCCAUUUAGAUUGAACUGGGAAUCAGAAAACUUGGACAACAUUGCACUCUCCUCCAGUGCUGCUCACUCUGGCCAUUCCUCUCCGUGCCAUGAACAUGACAGCAGCAGCUUUCUUGUCAGUUUUAUGGUGGAUGCCCGAGGUGGUGCCAUGCGAGGAUGCCGCCAUAAUGGCCUACGCAUCAUCAUACCCCCCAGGAAGUGCAGUGCUCCAACAAGAGUAACAUGUCGCCUAGUGAAACGACAUCGCUUAGCGACCAUGCCCCCGAUGGUUGAAGGAGAUGGGUUAGCUAGCCGAAUUAUUGAGGUUGGACCCUCUGGGGCUCAAUUUCUUGGUAAGCUCCACCUCCCUACUGCCCCGCCCCCUCUGAAUGAGGGCGAGAGUUUGGUUAGCCGCAUCCUUCAGCUGGGGCCACCAGGGACCAAAUUCCUGGGACCAGUGAUUGUGGAGAUUCCGCAUUUUGCUGCUCUGAGAGGAAAGGAGAGAGAACUGGUGAUCCUGCGCAGUGAGACAGGAGAAAGCUGGAAAGAACAUCAGUGUGAAUAUACAGAGGAGGAGCUCAAUCAAAUCCUUAAUGGCAUGGAUGAAGACCUGGACCCUCCCGAGGAGCUGGAGAAGAAGCGUAUUUGCCGCAUAAUUACCCGAGACUUCCCACAAUACUUUGCGGUAGUCUCCAGGAUCAAACAGGACAGUAAUUUGAUUGGUCCAGAAGGUGGGAUUUUGAGCAGCACAGUGGUACCACAGGUCCAGGCUGUCUUCCCAGAAGGGGCACUUACAAAACGUAUUCGAGUUGGAUUGCAGACUCAGCCUGUGAAUGUAGACAUGGUGAGAAAGAUCUUGGGCAACAAAGCAACAUUUAGUCCUAUAGUCACCCUUGAGCCCCGUAGGCGGAAGUUCCAUAAACCUAUUACUAUGACCAUUCCUGUACCCAAGACUUCCACUGACCCUAUACAUAACGGCUUUGGAGGAGAUACACCAACACUCCGCUUGCUAUGCAGUAUCACAGGUGGAACGACACCAGCUCAGUGGGAGGAUAUUACAGGAACUACACCUUUAACUUUUGUCAAUGACUGUGUAUCAUUCACCACAAAUGUCUCUGCAAGAUUCUGGCUAAUAGAUUGUCGACAGGCCCACGAGUCAGUCAACUUUGCCACACAGGUGUAUCGGGAGAUAAUCUGUGUGCCAUACAUGGCCAAAUUUGUCAUCUUUGCCAAAACCCAUGACCCAAUAGAGGCACGCCUUCGCUGUUUCUGCAUGACUGAUGACAAGAUAGAUAAAACUCUGGAGCAGCAGGAGAACUUCACAGAGGUGGCUCGUAGUCGGGAUGUAGAGGUAUUAGAAGGAAAACCCAUCUAUGCCGACUGCUUUGGAAAUUUAGUCCCCCUCACCAAGAGCGGCCAACACCAUAUCUUCAGCUUUUUUGCCUUUAAGGAAAACCGGCUUGCCCUCUUUAUAAAGAUACGAGAUAACACUCAGGAGCCUUGUGGUCGAUUGUCCUUCAUGAAAGAACCGAGAUCAUACAGGAGUUUGGCUCACGAUGCCAUAUGCAACCUAAAUAUUACUCUACCAAUUUAUGCUAAGGAAUCAGAUUCAGACCAAGAGCCUGAUGAGGAGACUAGCCGAACACAUGGAAGAUAUGAUGAAGAUACAGAAAAUUCUACAGAGACAUCCAUCCUGAAAAGUCAAUUGAUUCGAGGUUCUCCUGCCCUUGCAAGCCCAGAUUUACUCUCUGAGGUGUCAGAGAUGAAACAAGAUCUUAUCAAAAUGACUGCCAUUCUGACCACUGAUCCAUCUGAGAAGUCAAACUCUAUGCAUGGGGGUAGUCUAGUGAAAGGGGUGGAGGAGGUGUCAGGGGAGCCUUUUGAAAUAAUGGAAAAGGUAAAAGAGGAUUUGGAGAAAGUUAAUGAAAUUCUAAGGAGUGGGACAUAUGAAGAUGAAGUUGUUGAAGAGUCAGCAAAAGCAGGAAGUCGUCCAUAUAGCAAGGAUGAGGAGUGGGUGCUUCUUUCAGAUUGUGAAAUUGAGGAGGCCAAAAUGAUGGCAGCUUUUGAGACCCAGGAGGCACUUCUUAAGGACAAUCGAGGUAGUCGUGGGUCACAGACACAAAAGGGUGUAGAUGGAGACCAUAAAGAGUACUUUCUGGAUGCACGUGUGACAUCUGGAGCUGCAGUGCAGGAGAGUGUGGCACAGGAAAAGUUCACAGAAAUUGUUUUGCGGAAAGGUGGCAAAAAAAUUGUACCAACUGUGCUCAAAGAUACUAAAACACAUGUGGCUGAAGUGAAAAAGCCCAUUAGAAGAAAAGGGCCUCAUGGGCAGAGUGAUGAAUACAAUUUGUCCCCUUCAAAAUCCGGUUCUGAAAAAACACAGCGAGAUGAUGGCCUCUUACAUGCCCCCUCGAACCAAAAAAAGUCACCUGUAUCUCCAGUAGUUGAAGAAACACCAAUUGGCUCAAUUAAAGACAAAGUUAAAGCUCUUCAAAAGAAGGUGGAGGAGGAACAAAAAGGCCGUAAGCAGACUGGCAGCAAGCCAUCUCCUGGGUCUUCAGGAAAAAAAUUAUCUCCUGUUAUUAAAGAGCCAAAAACACCACCCGCUAAAAAAACACAAGCUCCCAUAAAAUCACAGAAAAAUGAGUCAGAGAGACUAGAAGAGACUAUGUCAGUAAGAGAACUGAUGAAGGCUUUUCAGACAGGACAAGACCCUUCGAAGGGAAAGUCUGGACUUUUUGAACAUAAAGCAAGUUCUGGAGCAAAACACACAAAACCAGUUCAAAUAAAGGAGUCUCUGUCCAGACAGUCCCAGUCUGAAGCUUCAUCAGCUUCAUCACUUGGACAAGAGGUGUCCAUUGAAAGUAAAAAAUGUGUUGACCCACAGAAAAUGAAAGAACUUCAGAGUAGCACAGAGAUAAAACAUUCUCAAGACUUGGGUUCCAAUGUAAGAGCAGAACCAGAAGCCAGUGUUCAGAACCAAGAAAUGCUAACAGUGCAAGAUGAGGAUACUUCUGCCUUACAAUCAGCAGAGCCUACAGUCCAGAAAAAUUUGGCUACUCCAUUAACCCAAGAUUUGUCUAAGGACACUAGAGUGUCUCAACUUCAUAGUGGCCUGGAUGCACUUGAUGACAGCUCUGACAGUCACAAAAUUGAAGGGAUAGCUGUGUCCCCUUGUGCCAGCGUAGGUGAAGGCGAAGUCCACAUGAGCUCAGAGGACAGUGACAAACAUGAAGGCAUGGCAGAAACUCUGGAUACAAGUCCUGAAAGCCUUUCAUCAUCACCUAAACAGCCAGGUCAAUAUAUUGAAGGAAAGCACUCAAAAAUAGAAACAGUUACAGCCAAAGAUGAGACAAGUACACUGUCUAACUUCUCUUCCACUGGUGCAAAGACAGCUGAUGAUCAGGCAUCUACAACAACUCUUGGAUGCUUGUCUGUGAAAAAUACUCUGGAUUAUCAUGCAAAAAGUGAGUCUGUGUCUGCUUCUCAGGGGAAAACUGUUAAGUUUGUUGAUGAAAAAUUCUCUGUUGAUGAGGACAUUCUUUUGACGUCAUCUAUACCACCAAAAUCUCGAAAACUAAUGAAAAGAGGUUCUGAAACAAUAGACAGUUUUUUGAGUGAUGAAGAGCCAUCAGAUGGUCAUCAACUAUCAACCUCAGCUGACUACCUGUCUACAAGAGCUGCUACACAGGGUUAUAGUGGUUUAGUACUGCCUCUUAGACAUCAAGAUUCAGAGAACAUUAGUCCAGUAGCUGAUGAAUCUAUAACCAUUAGCCAUAAGGACUCAUUAGAAGGUAGCCCCCUUAUGGAAGACAACUCCUCCCAUAAAUCCCCAGACUCAAUUGAACCUAGUCCAACUAAAGACUCCCCAUGCCGUGACUCUCUAGAAAGCAGCCCAAUAGAACAAAAAACCAUCAUGAGCUUGCCUCCUACAGUAGAGCAACCCAGUGUGACUGCAGGGCAGCAGACAUCCUCCAAAACUCCUGAGUUACCCCCAGAAAAUUUGCAUAGACUUCCCAGAGACCAGGAGGGUAGUGUCGACGGUGACAGUUGCGAGCAGACAUCUCAGCUGAAGAGUUCGGGUAAGAGUCCUUUUCCCCCUGACACCCCAAGUUUUGAAGAGGUAAGUUAUGAGCUCAAUCCCAAAACCCCAGACCCUAUGGUCCUUUCCAUGUUCCUAAUUCCAUCUGUCAUACCUGAGGAUGCAGAGGGAGAUGUGUUGAAGUGUGUCAUGACCCAGAGGAAAUUCACCCCUGAGGAAGAGAUGUUUAAAAUGGCUGCCAAAAUAAAAACAUUUGAUGAGAUGGAGCAAGAUGAAAAAGACAGAAAGGGCUAUAGCAAAGAUAUCUUUUCUCAGACCAUGAAUGAGUCUGAAAGACGACAUGAAAGCAUCAUAUUGAUUGGGCCUGAAUUCAAAGUUGAAACAGACUCAGUGGAAGGCCUUGGGCCUACUGAGACAAAACAAGGGUCAGAGGUAGCACAAUCUAAUGAACCUACUAUUAAAGUACAACCUCCCUCUCCUUUUCCAGCAGGUGUGCAUGAGAUCCCUCAAACAUCUGAGGACAUGGCCCACACUGCAGCAUCAACAGAUGAUUCAGCAAUGGAGGGACCUCAGUCUGUCUCAGAAAUGCAUACAGCAAAAGCUCAUCACAUCCCUUUACAAAAAGAAAUGCAGUCACUUAGUAUGAAAGAGUUAGAACAGACCAACAAACAAUUGUUAAGCAAUGAAGGGAUGGACAACAUACCUCUUGAACUAAAAGAGGAAAGCCAGAGAUGGUCAAGGGAAAGCAUAUAUGAUGAUAAGGGUGGAAAGCAGAAAGACGCAUCAGACUACCAAGGAGUUUAUAGAAAAUCACAGAGUCAGAUAGAAAGUAAUAUAACAGAUGACGUUAAAGGUGAUAACAUAAGGCCUGCCGGGAUAUCUGAUCUAGGUUUAAGCAGGGAAAGUUUAAGGGCAGAAACAGAUACUUUGUCUAGUAUUAUGGGGCACGCUAGGGAAACAUUUAAACCAGAAAUAUGUAUUUAUGAUGAUACUGAAGAAGAUGAUUUAGAGGAAGAAUUUCCUAAAACAAAGUCUAGAGGGGUAACUGCAAAAACUCUGGCAGACAACUGGAAUGCUUUGCGGGAAGAUGAUGAUGCCUUUGCAGCAAGAGUCAAAGAAGAGGAGCAAAAGAUUUUAGGUCUGGCAGUAGAUCGACAGUCCCAAGGUGCAACUCCAGACACGACACCGGGAAGGACGCCCACUGAGGACGGCACGCCAACAAGUGAACAAAACCCUUUCCUUUUUCAGGAGGGUAAACUAUUUGAAAUGACUAGAAGUGGGGCGAUAGACAUGACCAAAAGAGGAUAUGAGGAGGAAGGCUUUGCUUAUUUUCAAAUAGGAGAGCAACCAAUUGAAGAGGCUCUUAUAGAAAAUAUUAUAGAAGAACCUGGUGAAGAAAGAGAUGUUGCUAUAAACCUGACUGUGCAGAGUAAACCAGAAGAUGCUAAGGAAUUAUUAAAAGAGGCUACAGACAUAUCCCUUCACUCCACACCUGAAAAUGAUCAAUCAGGUAUAGCUUCUAAGUCAAAUGACUCACAAUCUACUAUCCCAGUUGAAAUAGCUGUUUCUGCUUCACCCCAAACAAGUAAAAACCUCAGUGCAAAAGAUGCUGUAGAAACAAAAACAGACAAGUUAGCUGAAGAAAGUUUGUCAGGGACUGAUCUUGGUACUUCAGACACUAUCAUAACUGAUGUCCAGACAGCAGAGUCAACAGUAACCAGAUCAGUUUAUUCCCAGCAGGACCAAGAGUCCUCAGAUUCCUCCCCAGAGGAGGACCAUUCAGUGAUAGAACUACCUAAGGUCCCUGAAAAAAGAUCCCAAACUUCAAAAAUGAUAUCAAAAUCAAAAACAAAGCCUGAUUCUAAAGGUAAUACUGCAUCUACACAGAAAAGGUCAUCCUUCUCUAAGGAGGAGGAGAAGCCGAAAUCAAGAAUCCCUAUAAAAGCUAGUUCCCACAAAUCAGAGACAGAACAUGAUUUAUCUGUAAAAUCUCCUAAGGAGAAAAAGACUAAAUUGCCUGUAAAACCUGAAACAAGGAGAAAAUCUGAGACAGACACAGGUCCCUCUGUAAGCUCCAGAGUGACAAGGUCUAUCAAAGCCAAGAGCUACUGUGAAAGCGAUUCUACAAAGAAACCAGCAAAAAAGGACCAGGGUCGUCCAGCAGGUACUGAGUUGCCCAACAAAUAUAAGACAUUACCAUCAAAGCUACCUGUCAGGGGAAAGCCUGGCCAACCAACUCAAACCACAACAACUGGCAAAAAAGAGCAGCCAUCCGAGAAGUGCAAGAAGCCUAUUGAUUUUUUUGAGGAGAUUAGUGAUGAGGCAGCUAAACUAGUGGAGAGGUUGGCCCAAGCAGAAAAAGAGAAAGAGGAGGCCGCUGACAUUUCGGACGAUGAAAGCAGCACCAUAGAUGUCUCAGUAAUAGAAAGUGAGCCUUUCCCUGACAUGCAGAUGCCUCUUCCUGAGGACCCAUUGGUCAUUAGGCCUCGAUGGGACGACCCUGUUGAGACGCAGAUGGAAAGAAUCCCUGCUGAUAAAGCCCAAGUCCAAACGGAUCCACAGGAUGAGCUUGACAGGAAGGAAGGACGAUUGGCUGUAAUGGCUGAUCAUCUUGGUUUCAGCUGGACAGAGCUGGCUCGUGAACUUGGUUUUGAUGAAGAGCAGGUCAAUCGGAUAAGAGUAAAGAAUCCAAACUCAUUACAAGACCAAAGUCAUGCACUCAUAAGACAAUGGACAAAAAGAGAAGGAACAAAUGCUACAGAAAGCAUUUUGAUCUCAAAGCUCACAAAGAUUAACCGUAUGGACAUUGUACAUCUCAUCGAAACAAAGAUUAUACAGUCCACUCAGGACCACUCAUCACACACCUAUGCAGAAAUGGAGCAGUCUAUAUCACUGGACCACAGUGAGGGUUUUUCAGCUCUACACGAGGACAUCGAUAGCCCUAAGCCAGUCCGCCACACAGAGCUCACUUCAAGAAUGCCAAAGUCUGGGCUUCAGCCUCCUUUAGUAUCUGUUGAGGAUCUCUCUUCUAGUGUAUCUUCGCUCAAUGAUAGCCAGAAGGAGAAGUCACAGCUGCAGAUAGACAAAACUGAAGAGGUGGCUGCAGGCUCAACACUGUCUGGUUUUGAGAUGUUUGGUCUAAGACAACAGUUCCCUGGCACAGUUAAAAAAGAAAUAGCAGCGGAGCUAGGCUUGCUGUCUGAUAGUUCAGAGGAAGAGGUGUUGACCACCCGAGUGGUACGACGCAGAGUUAUAAUCCAGGGAGAUGAAUUGCCGGAAAUUUCCCCCUACACAGUGACUGAGGAGCAAUACACAGAUGAGCAUGGAAACAUAGUCACCAAAAAGAUCACAAGGAAAAUUAUCCGCAAGUAUGUGUCUGCUGACGGAGUAGAGCGAGAGGAAGUGAUAGAGGAGGGAGCUCAGCAAGAAGCUAUCACUGUAGAUGAUGCUGAUGGUUUUUCCAAAGUGUUGAAAAGGACAGUAGUGAGGAGUGCAGGAGACCAGACCGAGGUGACGUUUUCUGAAACGGCACCUGUUGGCAAGGCAACAGCCUCCGGGUUUGAAGGAGAGAAUGCCGAAGGUCGUAAAGUAAGUAAGGUCAUCAAAACCAUGAUGGUGCAGGGUGAGAGGAUGGAAAAGCAGAUUGGUGACCCCUCGUUGUCAGCAGACCUCCCUUCGGCAAAAGAAGACUUUGAAAAGGCUUUGAGUUAUGCAGGAGGCUUUGACAAAGUUCUCUUGCCUCAUUUAGUGGAGAAAGAGAUCAUGAAGGAGGAUGGAUCUAUAAUCAGAAGGACCCAGAUGCGUAAGACACGCACUCAGAAGAAGACCGUGGUGAGGGACGGCCAAAGCAAACACAUCCACCUGGAGCAACUGGAGGACACUCCGGAGUCCCUACAACCUGACGACCUGCAGCAGCAUCUACACCAACUGCUCCAACGCUACUGCACACCAGAAGUGGAAGAGGAAGAGGAGGAGAAGGUUGAUGAAGAGGAGGCAGAGGAGGUGAAGGAGGGAGAGGAAAAGCAGGACACAAAUGACUGAUUUUCUAUUACCUUUCCAUUUAUUUGCGCUGUGGCAAGCCUCCCAAAAUCCUUGGCAGAAUAGAUCAGAUUGUGACCCAUAUCCUCUUUUGUCACUUCAUCUCUCAAUAUCACCAUGCAAGCGACUUCCCCUGUUCUGGACCCUUCUUUUUGUGUGUGUGUGUGUGUGUGUUUAUUUAUAUGUAAAUUUUUUUUCCUCUGUUGCAAAACAGAAAAGAUUUGUGUGUGAGAAUGUUUUUUCUUCAUGUGAUUUUUUCCUAUUUUUUCUUACUUUGUGACCAAAGAUACCUUUUACCUUAUUUUAAAUUAACAUAAUCUUAAAUAUGGGGAGGGGGGAAGCAACUAAACAUCAUCUUGGACAUUACUCACCUUCACAAACCCCUUUUUCUUUAAGAGCUGAAAUAAGGAGAUGUGUAAAUAGAUUGGAAACGGAAAAAAAUAUCCCAACAUGCACUGCACUGUCUAACGUACUGCGGUUAAACGUGUUACGGUUCAUUAGCUCAAAUUCUGUCCACAGGCUUUGGAUAACAUGACUUUUAAAUGUCUGUUACUGGGGCAGCUUCACAUCUGGACAGUAUUGAGAUAAAAAGAAAAAAAGAAAAAAAAAAAAAAAGAGAGAACACAUGGAACGAACUGUGUUCCAUGUAGUUCAUCACGAUACCCAGAAUGAGCUUGAGCAAUUUAUAUGUAGUUUAAAUGUAAAUUCACGUUAAAAAAUAGAAAAUGAAAAAAAAAAAAAAAAAAAAAGCCAGCUUUUAAUGUGCUUUCUGGGACUCAUAUUGAAUGAAAGCUUAGCACAUUGUUCCUAACUCAUGCUUGUUUUCUGUUGGUUCUUCACAUAAUGUUAUAAAGAGCGACAACAGCUUUGCACAGUGGAUUCAGUCUGCCCUAUUUACUCUGUGUGUGUGUGUGUGUGUGUGUGCGCGCGUGUGUUUCUUCACCAUGUUAAUCUCCAGUCACAACACGGCUACUCCUCGUCUGCACGUAAGCAAGUAGCAAUCAUUAAAGGCAACUUUAUCAGACAAUUCUGUUGCUCCCUCCAAUUUUUCGACAUGUUCUCUAACACACAUUUUAUUGUUUUCCAUUUACGUUUACCAAGUAGUGCAAAAUGAAGGAAGUCAGCUAAAAAUGCUUUAGUAUUUCACUGUGAUGCUAGAUCGAUUCUCCUGUAAGAAAUAUGAACUCAGAAGAGCGCUAUAAAUAUUAAGACAAAAAACAUCUAGAACAAAGAGCAAAUUCAAAUGAUGUGCUGUACAUGAAAUUUAUCACUGUUAAUACUACGGAUUUUAGGAACGGAAAACCUAAACCCAAACUGAAAUAUUUCCCUUAAAUUAUUUGCAUGUUUCACAUUAUUUAAAGAUUUUUUUGUUUCUUAAGUAAGUGCCUCCCCUAAGCUUCCACACUUCAUAUAAAGACUAACUGUAACUGUAACAACAAAACAACAUUAUGAGCAAGCAAUGCAGCGACACUUAUCUGCUAUUAGAUUAACUCUUUAGAUUAAAACAAACCCUAAAUAAUGCCACCUCCUCUCUUGGUUGUAGAUGUGCUACUGCUGUGUGACACGACCCUUCAAGCUUUUGGCUAAAUCUGAUCGAUUCGGUCUGAAUACUUUUGGUAUUAAAAUCACACACAGGGAAAUCCCUAAGGAAACAGUCUGACACACAAAAAAGAGACACUGAAAUGUGAUGAAAAAUUAAGGGGCAAAUUUUUAACUUUUCAUGUUUCAAGUUUCUCUUGCCUCACAUAUCAGGAUCAACUCUUCUUGCUGCAAAUGUUUUAAUAUCACUGAUAAGUAAACAGCUAAAAAGUGAGACUGUAAACUACAAUCUCUCGCUUUUGGGUUGUGAGUCUUUAUCCUUUAAUAUACCCGUUUCUACCUAUAAACAACGGUUGUAGUGAAUGCAGUGGUAGCAGUUUUAUUAUCUUCCAGUGUUUGGUGAAUCUGUCAGAUUUCGAUGGUUUAUUUACAGUGACCAUGACAACACGUGUUGGCUCCGACGGCCAGAAAGGUACAACCUCCGUCUCAACCCGAGAAGGCAUGAGUAACAACUAAUCCCAAGUUUGUUUGUUUUUUUGUUGACUCCGACUUCUUCGCUCCCACAUUUUGUUCAAUGCCCAUAGAGAAUGUGUACAAGUGUGUAUGUGAAACUUUCAGUGGUCUUUAUGAGUAGCAAGUUAAUCUUUUUUAUAAUGGACAUUUAGCAUGUGUACUAUGAAGCCAUUCUUGAAAUUUUAUUUCAAGCUUCAAAUGAAACUCCUUUGUGUGUAAUUCAUCGGGGAGGUCUGGGGGAGGCGUGUAGCCCGACUCGGAGUUAAGCUGAUUAAUAAUUUACGCAGCGCAGGACAUUUACUGUUUGAAAACAACGGCUGUUUCAUGAAUAAGCAUCUUGUUUCUAGGCUGAUGAAAACAUCUAUAAAGGCAUGUGUUCAUGACUAAUACACAAAAACAGCAGCUGCAGUGUAUAAAUGAUGGAUAAUAAAUGAUAUCAUGUAGAUCAA